AUGUCCGCCGAAAAUGAUGCCAACACCUCCCCCGACCAGCAGGAGGCGGCUCCUAGCGAGCACCUCAACAUAAAAGUUACCGACAACAACAACGAGGUUUUCUUCAAGAUCAAGCGGAGCACCAAGCUCGAAAAGCUCAUGAACGCUUUCUGCGAACGGCAGGGCAAAAACAUCAACUCGGUUCGCUUCCUCUUCGAGGGCGCGCGUGUCCAACCUACAGACACGCCCGACACUCUUGAAAUGCAAGACGGGGACACGCUAGAGGUCCAUCAAGAGCAAGUCGGUGGAGGCCGCUUGACCACGUUGUAG
This is a messenger RNA of Hirsutella rhossiliensis, 309 nucleotides long. Its product is annotated as ubiquitin-2 like rad60 SUMO-like domain-containing protein. The record is from RefSeq and is a predicted model, not a curated record. The transcript is spliced from 2 exons. Gene Ontology annotation, molecular function: ubiquitin-like protein ligase binding; protein tag activity. Gene Ontology annotation, cellular component: septin ring; nucleus. NCBI's taxonomy places the organism in Eukaryota, Fungi, Ascomycota, Sordariomycetes, Hypocreales, Ophiocordycipitaceae. Bases 1 to 309 code for a protein of 102 amino acids. Gene Ontology annotation, biological process: protein sumoylation.